AUGGCUGCUUUUCAAGACGUCCGGGCGGGUGAUUCCUCCGUCGCAAGACAAACUAGAUCGAGUUCCGACGAGAAACAGUCGCCGCCGUCCCGACCUUCGUCCACUCGCUCCCGUCCGCUCUCCAUCGUUCCGCGCUCCCAGCAACGCGGGCUCUUGGGUCGUUUCACCGUGAUCCCGGAACUUGGCUGCCCUUACGAGUAUACCAAGAGGACGAAAUGGGCUAUUACCGCCGUCGUCGCCUUGGCCGGCGGGCUUGGGCCCUUAGGCUCGGGCAUCUUCUAUCCUGCCCUUCCACAGAUAUCCCUAGAAUUUGACACCGAGCCGGUCAUUGCAAACUUGUCCGUGGCCUUGUACAUGCUCGCCAUGGGCAUCUUCCCACUCUGGUGGUCCUCCUUCUCCGAAACCCUGGGCCGCCGCAAUAUCUACCUCGUCUCCUUUUCCCUCUUCAUCGUCUUUUCCGUGCUCAGUGCUGUGAGCCACAGCAUUGCCAUGCUCGUCGUCAUGCGCCUCCUGUCUGGUGGCGCCAGUGCCAGUGUGCAGGCCGUCGGCGCCGGCACCAUUGCCGACAUUUGGGAGUCCAGGGAAAGGGGUCGCGCCAUGAGCAUCUUCUAUCUCGGGCCCCUCAUAGGGCCUCUCUUGGGGCCCAUCGCAGGCGGUGCCCUUUCUGAAGCUUUGGGAUGGCAGUCCACCAUGUGGGCUCUCACCAUCUACGGCGGCGUCAUACUCCUCCUUCUCGUCUUUUGCCUGCCCGAAACAUUGCCCAGGCUGAAGUCCCCGCCAGCUCCCACCGUAGUAGCAACUGCCAAUGACAGCAGCGAGAACAACGCCGGGGGCCUCACGCGAACCAAGACGGCCGAGUCGGUCAAGGAAAGCACAAAAAGAGCCGCCGUCGUCUUCAAGCAGCUCAUUGUUGACCCCCUCUCCAUCCUCCUCUACCUCCGCUUCCCUCCCGUCGCCAUCACCGUCUACUACGCCGCCAUCACUUUUGGCACACUCUUCGCCCUGAACAUCUCCGUCCAGGCUGCCUACUCCACCGACCCGUACGGUUUUUCCCCGUCCAUCCUCGGCUUGAUGUAUAUUCCCUCGGGAACGGGCUACAUCAUCGCCUCCCUCUUGGGUGGUCGCUGGCUCGACUACAUCAUGGCCCGCGAGGCACGCAAGGCCGGACGCUACGACGACGGCGGCAACCUCGUCCUGCUCCCCGAGGAUCGCAUGCGAGAGAACGCCUGGCUUGCCGCUACCGUGUACCCGGCCAGCCUCAUCUUCUACGGGUGGACCAUUCAAAACGGCGUUUUCUGGUUCGUGCCGGUAAUAAGCCAGUUUACCUUUGGAGGAGCCUCGAUGCUCGUUUUCGCCGCCGCCACCACCAUGUUGACCGAGUUCAUGCCAAAGCGCAGCUCGAGCGGCGUGGCCGUCAACAACUUUGUCCGUAACAUGUUCUCGUGUACCGGCGCUGUGGCCGCCCAACCGGUCAUCUCUUCCAUCGGGCACGGGUGGCUUUUUACAAUCCUGGGUGUGUUUACGUGGGUCACCGGCUAUGCUUGCAUUUGGGCGCUGAAGAAGAAGGCCCCGGUGUGGCGUAUCAGCAUGGAGAAGGAGUUGAACAGGUGA
This is a messenger RNA of Sodiomyces alkalinus F11, 1611 nucleotides long. RefSeq names its product MFS general substrate transporter. Gene Ontology annotation, biological process: transmembrane transport; intracellular polyamine homeostasis. Lineage: Eukaryota; Fungi; Ascomycota; Sordariomycetes; Glomerellales; Plectosphaerellaceae. The transcript is spliced from 3 exons. The record is from RefSeq and is a predicted model, not a curated record. Gene Ontology annotation, molecular function: polyamine transmembrane transporter activity. The coding region runs from base 1 to 1611 and encodes 536 amino acids.